AUGUCGCAAUUCUUCAACUACGGCGCGCAGCAGCACUCCCAGCACCUCAACGCCCACUCGCACAACCACCACCGAUCGCGGAGGGCGCCCAGGAUCUCGGCCCAACAAAACAACAAGCAGUUCCGCCAAGUCCGCACCCCCAAAGAGUUCAACGUCGAACCACCCACGACCAUCGCAUUCAAGCGGGACUUCGAGGCCGCACGCUCGUUUGAUAUCGAGGAUGAUGAGAUGUUCUGCCCCUUUCACUUGCUCACCGAGGACGAUCUGCAGUCCAUUCACUCGUCUGGCUCAGACCGCUCCUCCCUCUCGAGCGGCUCGCCCGAACAGUCGCCUCUGCAGCAUCAACUACAGCCCACUCCCUCCUUUGUCCUCUCUUCCGCCCCGAACCCCUACACGCCCUCGGCAUUCCAACCCACCAACGCGACCCAGACCAAGCUCCACCAGCCACUAGCCCAGCGCACCCGCAAUGCCAUUCCCAUUGUCGACCCCUCGACUCGCGCUGUUGCCAGCCCACCACCAUCCGUCUCGCCCAACCGACAGAUGCAGCAACAGUUCAUGUCGCGACGCUGGUAA
Molecule: messenger RNA, 573 nt
Organism: Plenodomus lingam JN3
Lineage: Eukaryota; Fungi; Ascomycota; Dothideomycetes; Pleosporales; Leptosphaeriaceae
Source: RefSeq, a predicted model, not a curated record